CUCCAGAAAGUAAAACGCACGCAGAACUCAAACUGUCGGUACGCUUCUCCGUCACCUGACCACCAGUCGUGAUUUCAAAUUAACCGGGACGAGGCGACGCGAGCUUUUAUUAAAUUCCAUUUUUUUUUUUUAACGUCCCCACGACGGUGAUGUGUGCCCGCGGUGCAUUGUUGAUUCUCUGUUCGUUUUUGGUGUUCGUCGGCCACCAUUGCCAGGAAAAUGUCACGAGCGUCACGGAGGAGAACGCGCUAGCGAAACUGGUCAAAAUGUUCUCCAAACCUGGAGCGUUCAAACGAAUUAAUGCAAUACUGGGUGAAAAUUCCAUCGAGGACUCUUUCGUCUCCUGCCCGAAAGGUGAGGAAGGCCUCGAGUGCAGAAGAGCCGAAGCCCGUCGAUCCGUCGACUGCCCAGAAGGGGAUUGUUACUGCUACAAUUGCGCGACAGCUGGCCCGGAAUUGUGGGCCUCGUGCUGCCGCGAAAGCUUGCGAUGCUGCUCCCAUCUCGCAGCGGCCUGCAGGACUUGCGACCAUCCGACGCUGCAUCCGUUCUGCUCGAAGCACUUCAAGAAAUGCCUCGUCGAUUACGAGAAGAAACAGAACUGAUUUAGUAACAAGCGCAGAACGAAACGGGACAAAGUGAAACAAGCCAACGAUACUUGUUCGACGUUUCAACCAACGGGAGAGAAUUUGAAUCACAAAGUAUCUCUCUCGUUAGCAACGGCGACGCUACAUACAGUUACUUCUCUUUAUACACUAAUAAGUAGUGUCUAAUGUAAGUAAUGAAAGCUUUACUUACACUAUAAAGUAAUGACUAACUUCAAAUAGCGAAUGUAUAAUUUACAAGCAGCCUAUCGUUGAAUUUUCGCUGCUAUUCGGGAUUGAAUAAUAAAAGUGCGCCGUGACACCCAAAAAGGCUAAUUUUCUUUUAAACUGUAUCGCGAGCUUAAAAAGGUUAAGAACCACUGUCCCAACUGAAUCGGUAUGGUAUCUUGCAUAAGUUGAAAGUUUUACGUCGAGUUUCUAAAUAUAGCGUUUAUCAUUCGACUUGCUAAACUGGUCCUCGUGUCAUUUUUUGCUGUGGACAUUUCGCUGCACGGGAACUAGGAUACCGCGGAACGAAUUGUGUCCGAUUCGUAAAAAUAUUUACCGAAAACAUUCUCUUCCGCUUUGGUCGUGAAACGAUCCUGCUGGACGAUCCAGCCCGGAUCCCGCGAACAACUGGUACUUUUCCAUCCGAAGCUGCGAGUGAUGUACCGUGAGGUAACACGAAAAUUCGUCCGUGACAUCUGGUGGUGAUCUUGAAUAAUAAAGUCGGUUGAUACGCCAUGAAAACAUACGAGACGCCAUAAUAAAAAAACAAAUGGCCAGAACGGAAAAGUACAUAUAUGUAAUACAUACAUGGAAAAGUAGAUGGAGCAUUAUCGCUUACUUUUUUAGCAGUAGCUAACAGGGAACAAAGUGGAGCACACUUCAGUCGUUAUCUUGUCAUCCAUGCUCUGUAGACGGAUAUCAACAAGUCUCUAGAAAAAGUAAAAAACAAUAAGAACAAGAGGAACUCAAAGAUUUCGUAAUCGACAAUGUCUCACGUUUCCUGGUCGAUUGUUCACAAAAGGUCAUCGAUCCCGAUAAUCGUUGCAUUAAAAAAUAAUAAUAAACAUCACUCGAGAUACAAUCAUUGAUAAGCUUUAUUCGUGUAGUCUCCAGAGUAUUCGGUAAUCUGUACUUUUUUUUUUUUUUUUUUUGUUAACUACUAAUCCCUAAAAAUGGGGGGGGGGGGAGUCGGGGGUCAGAGAGAUUCUCGUCAGGUGGUCAGACUUAAGAUACAACAGCACGAAUUUUUUGGACGUAAAAUUUUCCACGGUGCGUGCGUAGAUCUGUUUUCCAGACGAUACGGCGAUCCGAGUAUUAUUCGAUAUUUUUCACAUUCGUACAUUCUAUUUCCGCGACCCUACGAAACGUCGGGCCACGUUUUUUUUUUUGUUACACAGCUUUCCUUCGAGUGUAAUUAAUCCUUUGCGAUCCGGAGAUCGGAAAAUUCAGAUCGCAAAAGGUUAAGAAUACAUUAUUCUGCCGUUUUUGAAGUCCUGUAUUUUUCUUUUUUUAAUCAUCAGAUCCAAACCUUGGUUUAUUUUUAUUUUUAAUGUUGUUUCGUUUCUGGCGCUACCGUUCUGCGCCAAAUGUCCCAACGGUUUCCCUUCUUUUUAGAAUAUGAAAUUACGUUAGCACUCGAAAGCACUUGACUCUUAAACAGCACCACGCAGAGGUGAAAGACAAGACUAGAAAGGAAGAUAGGAAGAAACGUAUUACAAUGGCUCGUUUGUUUUUUCUUCUUCUUUUUUUUCCUUGUUUUCGCGUAAGAUUGUCCAUAUUUCGGUGAACAUAAUCGACACGUCUUCGCUUGGUUUGGGCCGAUAUUCGUCACGAGGGAAAGGAGAUGGUUUAAGUAAACGCAAAUAUUUCGCACGAGGGAUGAGCUGGGUACCUGAAACCACGAGUAGGUAAUAGUUGCGCGUAAAAAGUAUUGCACCUGAAGGCAGCGACGAAUAACCUGACGUAUUGUAUUCUGUGGCGAUCGAAUAUCAGACUUGCGUGUGUUUUGUAUUCAUUCAUAUGGCGUUAGUGUGGUGGUCGCUGUUAUCAUUCAUAAAUGACGUAAUAAGCGAAACAAAAAGUCAUGUGGAAAUGUUCUGAUUUAUAAAGUUUGCAGAUGUAUAAAAAAAAAGUGUAUGUCGUUAUUAAGUUAUUUAUUUAUAUAAAAUUUAAUUAUAUAAAAAGAAGAAACAUCACAUUAAUACCAUAUACACACGACUACGACACACAUUUAAUUGUUUCAAUACAAAUGUAUUCGUGAGCCACGUAUCCGUUAACUAGAUUAAAAUCUACCGAAUGCUGAAACAGAAUCGAGUACUCUGCAUUUACUCGGCUGUCGGACACGAAUUAUACUCAGCAUUCGCGCGAUACCUGCGCGUAGUUGCACAGCUAUCGAAUACAGCAUGGGAAUAUUUUUAAGCAUAACCACAAACAGAAUACAAACUAGUAAGGUAUUCGAAAUACAUUUCGUCCAUCCCUGCCCGAGGCUCUGGUACAUUUAGGGUCUGGAAAGUUUCAUACCACAUUGGCACACUGACUCAAAAGUAUCGUCCCACCGCUACAGACUCGCGAUGCGUAAGGUAGAUGCGCACACGCUCGUUGUCUUGUAUCUGCAACGAUCAAGAGAUAUUUUCGUGGCCAAGGUACUGCUUUAAAAAUUGCAGCAACGCGCGACCCUCUAUACAAAUGUUUCACACAAAAACUUUAUUUCUUUUCCAAAUAUACAAACAUCUCGAAUAAAUUAGGAUCAACAAAGGUUACGAAAUACAGUUCACGAUUCGUUCUCUGAUUAAUCCCUGUUCAAAAUUCGUCACCGAUCGAGGUUCCAGUAUCUAAACGUACCUAUAUGACAAGAAACUUUCAAAACUUCGACCCAAUAUGGAUGAAAUACCCCGACUGGAAGUUUCAGGUACCCGAUACCCCUGCUAUGCAUGUUAAAAUAACGAUAUAUUGGAUGUAACAUAUGCAAGGAUAGGUAAUUUUCUUUCUUGACGCUAUCUUAGAGCAUAUACAAUCCAGGACCACGUGGGAAGACUUAUCGAUAUAAUGUUUUCAUUUUCUUCGUCAUGGCCCUCUUUAUGUACAUCCCAAUUGAGCUUAAGAACCGUACAUCGACAAUAGCAAUAUGCCUCAUUUACGAUUUCACAUCAGGAGAAUUGUACUUUAAACAUUGUACUACUAAUUAGUCUCUUGUAUAUUUCUGGACUUUAUGUGCUCUAAGAUAUAAAACAAAAAGGAACAUCUUCCUUGUAUACAUCGUAAUUAAUUUAAGAAGAGCGAUCAACAUUUCGUUAGUUAUCAAUAUACCAGAUGUUGCAACACAAUGUAUAAUAAUGGCAGAGAAAGAUGUUUUCCUUUCAUUAUUCCUUAGAAUCUCGAUAUACGAAAAUCUAGCAUGUAGCAGACGGAAUAUCUUGUGUACGAAAAGUAUUAAACAUUUCAUUCUAGUAUUAUCCCAAGAGUCAAAAUACAAAAAUGCGAUAACUUCACGUCCUGUCGAUGAAAGUAUGAUUGAAACGUAAUCACAUGCGUCAGAGAUAGGUGUAAUUUGUAUCUAGAUAUUUUGAAUAACGAAUAAAGGAUAAACUGUUUAUCCAUUGCUCGUUACGCAAAAAAAAAAAAAAAAGAAACUUAGAAUCUCAGUUAUAGAUUGAAAUAUAACGAACUAGAAAUUUCACUGCUCCAUCGAAUGAACGUAACGAAUAAAUUGCUAUGCGUUGUUAUUAUUCGUAAUCUACUAUUCGAAGAAAAUUUAGCCCAUUUCUGGCGGUGCGUGUUACAAAAACCGUGUUCUUCCUUGCUCCCGUGUUGACGAAUAAAAUCGGUUUUACGCGACAGGAGGAUAGAGACAGCGGUAGAGCGUCCUGGCAACAAUGAUAAAUAUUGACAAUGAUAUUAUUUCGAUUUCUCUUACACAAAAAACACAGAUCUUGAUCUAUUAUGCGAUCGUUAGACGUUACUUUAUGGUGUACAUGUUUAUAUCAAGUAUGAGUUGAAAAUCUAUCACGUAGUACAAAGAGAGAUGAUUAUGCUAUUUUUAGUUUAUUAACUUGUAUCAUAUACCGAGAAAUAUCAAGACUACAGUUAACUAUAUAUUUAGUGAUUCGGAAAAUUUGUGACCAAGAUCGGUUUAGCCGGAAUCAAUGAAAUCAGAUUAUUAGUGUGAAGGGGGGGGGGGGGUGUUGUAGUAGUAGUAGUAGUAGUAGUAGUAGUAGUGAUGAUAAGUAUUGCUGGGACGUGUGCCGGAGAUUUGUAACUCUUUAAAGUGCAGAUUCUUUUUUGUGGUUUUUUUUUCUUGCUUGUUUACUAAAGAGAGGAUACGUCGUAAAAAUUCGGUCGCCUGCCACUUUGUUGACCGGUUUCGGUAAAACUUCGGAUACAUAUGUACUGUUAAGAUUUCGUUAAAUACUUUUACAUCGACGUGACACAUGAAAUCAAUCGCGCUAUCAUUAAUUUAUAUACCCUAGUCGACAGUUUCAUUCCUUUCUUUGUUUUCUUCUUCAUUUUUCUUUUUAUAUAUAAUAUAUAUAUAUAUAUAGAUUUGAAACGUUCAAUCGUCGGCAAAUCUUUUACGUUUUCGUCUUCAACGAAUCCUGCAUCGAUGUGAGCCAAAGUCUUAUAAUUAUUAUUACGAAGAGUUCCCUACGACGAUUUGUGCGCGAAUGACACUCGUGUCACUCUCUAACUUAAAAACUUGCUGAAUGCAUGUUCUGUCUUGUAUCGACGAAAGAAAGGAAAAAUGAAAUUACUAUCACUCCCACAUUCAUUUGCUGACUAUCACUGACACAUACACACACGCAGUUCUUACAAAGAUCGGUUUUGUCGUAGCUACAACUUUCUCUCAUUUUU
Messenger RNA from Hylaeus volcanicus, 5438 nucleotides. RefSeq lists its product as uncharacterized. The record is from RefSeq and is a predicted model, not a curated record. The transcript has 3 exons. Bases 150 to 602 code for a protein of 150 amino acids. NCBI's taxonomy places the organism in Eukaryota, Metazoa, Arthropoda, Insecta, Hymenoptera, Colletidae.